AUGGAUAGUAUUUGGAGUGUUCUCCUUUUGGCGGGGGGGCCUCAAUCCAACUCAUCAUUACCGCCGAUAGAACAAUUUGUUCUGGAAGAUCUCAUCACUGAAGUCCUAUCUUGCCUUAACGUGAAAACCAUCUUGCGAUUCAAAUGUGUGAGCAAGUCAUGGAACACUCUCAUCUCCGAUCCAGCCUAUGUCAAAAAAUACCUUAACAAGUCGUCAAAUAACCCACACCUCAUACUCAAACCACCAACUUUUAAAUACCUUAUGAGUUGUGUCAAUACCAUACAUGUGCACCGUUUCCUCAAAAAUCGUUGUAUCAUUUUUUCAAGGGACAAUUGUCGCGGUGGUUUGAAUUCCAAUAAUUGUGAAGUGGUUGGUUCAUGCAAUGGAUUAUUGUGCUUUCUUCUUAGUUCUCGUAAUAUGGAGUGUUAUAAGUAUUCGUUUCGUUUAUGGAACCCUGACACGGGUACAAGGUAUGCCGAAUUUGGGACUUGUUAUGAAUAUGACCUUUGUGGGAUCUCUUUAAUGUUCACUUUUGGCUGUGACAUUUUAACUGGAACUUACAAUGUGUUGGAGUUUCACAAAGAACAAGAUAAAGACAACCAUGGUCUAUUGAAAAGUCAGAAGCAAGAGAAGAAGAGAGAAGAGGAGGAGAAAACCCUAGUUUCGGAUAAGAGAGCCGGAAAGCUGUGGCUUCGAAGAUUCGAGAGAAUUCUACAUGCUCUCUGGUCAAAGGACGGUUUAUGCAUCAAUCUAACAGUUUAA
Molecule: messenger RNA, 762 nt
Organism: Medicago truncatula (barrel medic)
Lineage: Eukaryota; Viridiplantae; Streptophyta; Magnoliopsida; Fabales; Fabaceae
Product: F-box protein At3g07870
Exons: 4
Coding region: 1-762 (253 amino acids)
Molecular function (GO): protein binding
Source: RefSeq, a predicted model, not a curated record